This is a messenger RNA of Sander lucioperca (pikeperch), 2917 nucleotides long. RefSeq names its product potassium inwardly rectifying channel subfamily J member 2a (gene kcnj2a). Gene Ontology annotation, biological process: regulation of monoatomic ion transmembrane transport; potassium ion import across plasma membrane. Bases 428 to 1711 code for a protein of 427 amino acids. Gene Ontology annotation, cellular component: plasma membrane. The transcript has 2 exons. Gene Ontology annotation, molecular function: inward rectifier potassium channel activity. NCBI's taxonomy places the organism in Eukaryota, Metazoa, Chordata, Actinopteri, Perciformes, Percidae. The record is from RefSeq and is a predicted model, not a curated record.
UCGUCGCGAAGCACAAUAUCGAGACCGGUCCUCCAGAGAUGUGAGGCGGGUUUCACACUUGAUCUGGUUCGGCCAAAAUAAACACCAAGCGCGCGGAAAAGACGCCGAGGAUAGUAGAGGCACAAAACGUCUGGAUUAUAUAUUUCACCGAGCUGAAUCUAACCGGUCCACAAAUGAGCAACAGCAGAUGAACUUGAUGAGGUCCAGUCAGCUGAUGAAAGAGGAGUGAUCACGUCAUCCUCCUCUUGUAGACUCCAUCUAGGGGCCAGUGAGGCUGAAGAGGUGUCCCUUCAGCCCGCCUCAUUUCUUCACCAUUUCCUCUUCGAGUUGGUCCCCGAGUGUUUCGAAACUGUUUCUCCAACACUUUUUCCAAAAACUCAGACUGUUUUCCAAAGCAGAAGCAGCACAGCCCUCCCAGACUGUGGUGAUGGGAAGUGUGCGAGCCAGCCGCUACAGCAUUGUGUCAUCAGAGGAGGACGGCAUGAAGCUGGCCACUAUGGCAGUACCCAACGGCUACGGGAACGGCAAGAGCAAGGUGCACACGAGGCACCAGCCGCAAAGCCGAUUUGUAAAGAAAGACGGUCACUGCAACGUGCAGUUCAUCAACGUGAGCGAGAAAGGUCAGCGGUACUUGGCUGACAUCUUCACUACGUGCGUGGACAUCCGCUGGAGGUGGAUGUUCAUCAUCUUCUGCCUCGCCUUCCUCCUGUCGUGGCUGUUCUUCGGCUGCGUCUUCUGGCUGGUGGCCAUCUUCCACGGGGACUUAGAAAACAACGGCCAGAAGUGCGUCUCCAACGUGAGCAGCUUCACCGCCGCCUUCCUCUUCUCCAUUGAGACUCAAACUACUAUUGGCUAUGGCUACAGAUACGUGACAGACGAGUGCCCCGUCGCUGUCUUUAUGGUGGUUUUCCAAAGCAUUGUGGGCUGCAUUAUUGACGCCUUCAUCAUUGGUGCUGUCAUGGCAAAGAUGGCAAAACCUAAGAAGAGGAAUGAAACUUUGAUUUUUAGCCAUAAUGCCACAGUGGCCAUGAGGGACAACAAGCUUUGCCUCAUGUGGCGUGUGGGCAACUUAAGGAAGAGCCACCUGGUAGAGGCACACGUGCGGGCGCAACUUCUGAAAUCCCGGACGACAGCAGAGGGGGAGUACAUCCCCCUCGACCAGAUGGACAUAGAUGUGGGCUUCGACAGCGGAGUCGACCGCAUCUUCCUGGUCUCCCCCAUCACCAUCGUCCAUGAAAUCAACGACGACAGCCCCUUCUACGACAUGAGCAAACAGGACCUGGAGAACUCAGAGUUUGAAAUCGUGGUCAUCCUGGAGGGCAUGGUCGAGGCAACCGCUAUGACGACGCAGUGCCGCAGCUCCUACGUCGCCGGCGAGAUCCUCUGGGGUCAUCGGUUCGAGCCUGUGCUUUUUGAGGAGAAGAACUACUACAAGGUGGACUACUCUCGCUUCCAUAAGACAUACGAGGUGCCGAGCACCCCUCUGUGCAGCGCCAGAGACCUUGCAGAGAAAAAAUACAUUCUCGCAAACUCCAACUCCUUCUGCUAUGAAAACGAGAUGGCGCUGGAGAACAAAGAGGACACAGACGAGGGGAACGGGGGCAGCGUUGGGCCCGACGGCACCCAGACAGACAACAUCUCAGAGACUGAACACAGCCAAGCAACGGUGCCGCUGGAGCCCCGGCCUCUGAGACGAGAGUCAGAAAUAUGACUGUUCACACCUCAGACCUCACGUGAGGGAUGUUUUUAAAAAUCACCUCUCUGCUCCGAAAGGCGCAACGAGCCGAGCUGGGCCUUGGGUAGAGGACAAGCCGAACGGUACUGCUGAGGAAAGCGGCAAGGUUUAGGACUUUGUAUGCAAGAGUCUGCUUGAACUUUGACUACAUACAGUAUGACAAAACACAGCACUAUGAACCAUGUGCAUAUUGCAGGAAGAAUUCUCCAUGAAGUCCCCACAAAGUGUCUGGUGACUGCAAGAUGACGGAGAGGAAGCAGGUUAUUGACUUGACUAGAAAAUUGCAGGCAUGUCUCAAUUUCUCUGUCCGGCAUGAACAAGACGCUUUCAGAAAGGUGGUUUUUAGAGUUAGAAUAUGUUCUCAAGUGCUGCUAGAAAAUAGUUAAACUUUGUGCCUUCUUGUAGAACCAAAGAGUACCUGAAAUAGAUGUCUGGAACAAAGAAGGUACAAGUAGAGUAUUUGUUCCCGAGCUGGUCUCAUUGCAGACAUCACAGAAGUCUAAAUAAACUGCACCAAAAAACUCUCUGUAUGCAAUAAAAGUAGAAAACUUUAGGGAUUUCCUCUGACUUGACAGCACUGAUUUUCUGCUUUGGCCUUUGCAGUUAUUGAGCUGAGAGACUGUUCAUUGCUGGUCAGACUGAUAGAAACAUGCCUGCGUAUGUCAAGAGAUGGAGCAGGGUAGUAUGAAUGGCAUCAAACUGACAAAAAAAAAAAUCAUUAAUUUAAACGGAGACCGGGGUGAUAUGAGAAUCUGAAUGUUCUUAAAAGUGCUGCUAUAAUGUUGCUUCUUUUUUUUUUUAAUUUUUGUUACGGUUGAUAAAACAAUACCAAAGAGUGUUGUUAUCGUAGUUAUGUGUUUCUUAAAAACAACACCUGCUUAGAUUUGGUACAGAGAAGUAGAAAGUUUAGGAAGUUUUACUAAGGUUUGUUUUUCAAGAAUGUGUGUACAGUUUUAUGUUGUAACUUUAUCGUGAGCCACUUCAUCAAGCCUUAAUCUGGAAAGUCAUAAAGGGGAGAUGUAUAAAUCAAUCAAAGUGGCAAAGGCUUUACUGCAGCGGACAGUGAACAGGAAUCACAAGUACCGCAGUGUCGGAUGAAUAAAACAAUAACUUUCUGAUGUUUGGAGGAUUUUUAGGCAUCAACUUGAACUUGAUUUUUUUUUUUUUUUUUUUUUUUUUUUU